CGACACUGAUACCCAGUCCGUACUCGAGAUCGCGCUGGACCCUCAGUCGACUGACUACCGCCGUCCGAUCGGCUCUGCGCACCAUGGUGCAGCUUCGAGGCUCGCUGGCCUCGGCCAUUCUGCUAGCCAUGGCCAUUACCGUAGCGGCCUCGCCGAGGUCUUACCACGGGUAUCGCCUGGUGAACGCCGUGCCCAGGAGCGCCGAGGACGCCGCCGAGCUCCGGGCCCUGGCAACAUGGACGGGGGUGGACAUGUGGAGCCGCAGGGCGGCACCGGGCGCGACGGUGACCUUCAUGGUGGCGCCGGGAGCGGCACAGCGCCGCGUGCUGCAGCGCCUGGAGGAGCUGGGCGUGCCUUACAGCCUCGGCGAGCACGACGUGCAGAGCCUGGUUGAGCGGGAGGCCCGUGACCAGACCAGGAGCCGCGCGCUGCUGCGGGACGACGCAGGCUCAUCCGUCAGAUUCGACACGUACAUGCGCCAUGGGGAGAUUGAGCAGUACCUGGCGGAGCUGGCGGCCAAGUACCCCAAGCUGGUGACGCUGCACUCGGUCGGCAAGAGCUACGAGGGCCGCAACAUGACGGCGAUCCGCGUGUCUCUCGACGGCGGCAACGCGCCCAGGGCCAUCCUCGUGGACGCCGGCAUCCACGCCCGCGAGUGGAUCGCGCCCGCCACCGCGCUCUACCUCAUCAACCGCCUCGUGGAGCACGCCGACGAGCACCAGGCCCUGCUGCAGGGACUCGACUGGUACAUCCUUCCAGUCGUCAACCCAGACGGCUACGAAUACACGCAUACCAAAGUUCGUACCGACAUCACACAUCAUCAUUAUCUUGUUCAGACCCUAUUUUUAACUAAAUAUAGUCGCACCAAUCAAAUUAAGUCAUCUAGACCAAAUUAUUUCAUCACCACGAAUAAAAUUUUAGUCCCAAGAGCUAAAAUUUCGUCGGUUUUGAAUUUGGUUAUAUGGACUAAACGGUCUUCUGGGUGCCGUUUCUGGCGCAAAAACCGGGGGGCGAAACGAGAAACUUGGUUGAAAUGGCUGUGGGACCUGCUAUGCGAGCCCGGCGCGGACCUCAACCGUAACUUCGGCUUCCACUGGAUGCAGAGCGGUGCCAGCUCAUACCCAUGCGCCGAGACCUUUGCGGGCAAGAAGGCCUUUUCCGAGGUGGAGUCGCAGAACCUGCGAGAUUUCGUCCUGAAUGCCAACAAGGACAAACGCUUCAAGAUGUACCUCACCCUUCACAGCUACGGCCCAAUGAUCCUUUACCCGUGGGGCUACGACUACAGGGUUGAGCCCGCACCCGACGCCAAGCAACUGGCUGACAUCGGCAACGAGGCCAACGCUGCCAUGGUGAAGGCCGGCUCGGAGCCCUUCGAGGUGGAGAACAGCGCCGAGCUAUACCCCGCGGCCGGCGGCAGCGACGACUGGGCGAAGGGCGAGGCCGACAUCGCCAAGUCCUACACAAUCGAGUUGCACGGCGGAGGCUCCCAGGGCUUCGACCUGCCCGCGAGCAGGAUCCUCACCUCCGUCCAGCAGACCUUCGAGGGCCUCAAGGUGUUCGCCAGCCACGCACGCGAGCUGUGAGCCGUGCCCGAUGCAGAUUCCAAAAGCAAAUAAAACGACACGAAACGUGCUUUGUGAUCAAUACCCGAUCUCACACGGGAGUGUUUAUUUUCCCCGGCCGACACACAGCAAGACGAGCAGUCACCCCGUUUUCACAGAGUAGCGCCUAUCGCUAGUCCUGGUCACUGGGGAGUGGGGUGGUCGUGCGUCAGCAGCCACGCCGCGGCGAGGCACCCGCCUGCAGCUCAUUGUGAGUACCGCGCCCCGCCAGGCAAACGCCCGGUACCCGAGGCUGCACCGCCCUGUUCCCGCCUCCGUCUGCAUUGUCUGCCGGACUCCGAGCUCGCUAGGCAUGAGGCUGUGGCUGGCCGUCGUGCUGGCCGCGCUGGCGAUGCCCCACCUGGCCCCGCAGAGCCUCGUCGCGGCCGAGUGCUGCUGGCCAGUCGACCCGGUCAAGGGCCUGUGCGCCGACGGCACCAAGGUCAACAUAUUCUCCUGCUGCGGAGUGGGGGCCUGCAACGCGGCCUGCUGCAACUGCGAGAAAGGCUGCAGGAGCGGCUCAGGGGCUGAGAAGAAACGUGCCGAGGAUAAAUAAAUUGUACAGAAUAGACAAAAAACGGGGGAAAUAAAACCCGCCGAGUUCACCCA
This is a messenger RNA of Frankliniella occidentalis (western flower thrips), 2210 nucleotides long. Its product is annotated as zinc carboxypeptidase-like. The transcript is spliced from 9 exons. Gene Ontology annotation, biological process: proteolysis. Lineage: Eukaryota; Metazoa; Arthropoda; Insecta; Thysanoptera; Thripidae. The record is from RefSeq and is a predicted model, not a curated record. Bases 84 to 1583 code for a protein of 499 amino acids. Gene Ontology annotation, molecular function: metallocarboxypeptidase activity; zinc ion binding.